Molecule: messenger RNA, 856 nt
Organism: Anopheles stephensi (Asian malaria mosquito)
Lineage: Eukaryota; Metazoa; Arthropoda; Insecta; Diptera; Culicidae
Exons: 2
Coding region: 1-603 (200 amino acids)
Source: RefSeq, a predicted model, not a curated record
AUGACCGCGGUUGUGACGGCAACGGCGACGGCAACGACGACGACGACGGUGGCGACGAGUCGGGUAAUCAAGCCUGUGCGCGUCGUAUCCAAUCCCGGCUCACCGAGGACGCGAAAGUUACAGCGUGAAUCUUCCAUCAACAAAGAGGCGGAUGAGUCCAAGGUUAAACCCAUAAAAAGCCAAGAUGUGAAAAGUGUGAAGAAAGAGCAACAGACCAAUAUCGCCAAACCGGUAGUGGAAACCGUUACGAAGGUUUCCCGCGUUCGGCAACCAGUAGUGCCAAAGGGUGGCUCCAUUAUUACCGGCAGAACACCGGCAAAACCUUCCAUCGGCAGUCCCAUCCAUCGUCCGGUUGCGAAACCACUCGCCACAAAACCGUACGCUCAACGUUCGGCGACGAAAAAGCUUCAACGUGACGCCACCCGGCAGCAAGCAGAAGCUCAAACCACCAGCGGUGCCAGUGGCAGCCGCCGGAUGGUAAACCGAUGUCGAAAAUCCCACUACCGAAGGGUGAGAAAACUAACACACCACCGAGUCGUAUUCCACCGCCGAAGCGGACCACACUCCAGGCGGGAAAGCAGUCAUCCAAGCUCGGUGCAUUGAAAACGUCUCCUGAUGGUGCCCUUAAGAAGUAACGGCGCAUAGCUAGCUUCCUUUUCUCUGUCGCUCUCUUUCGCGUAAUCUUAGCUAGCUUAUCUCAUGGAUGGUAGCAAUUGAAACAAAUACUUUACUAUCUUACACACGUGCCCGGCUUGCUUAAUAGAAGGCUAUACCGUUUGCUGCUGGUCGGGAUCGGUCAGAUGAUUUAUCCAUUGGCCGGUUAGUCGGGGCCCCGUAGGGUGUUCGAUUCCUUUCU